AAAAUAGCUGGAGGAGACAUGCCGACUGAAGCCUUGGCAACGGCUAAUUUAAUUUCAAGCAUGGACGAUUUGUUUGAUGGUGUAAACGCGUCGACACCAGACUUAAGGAGAGGAAAAAUAUUUUCCACAAAUAUAAAACACAAUACAGGACAUCUCCAAAUGUUCGAUAAAAUGAAAUUUUUUUUUAAAACCCUGGAAUUCUUGGGAUGCAGGGGUAAUCCCCCAUCAAAAGAUGGCUGGAUUUGGACCCUCAAUGGGUUAGAAAUGGUUUGGAAAAUUCUAAGUGCCAAACAUACUACAGUUAAAAGUUUAUCCACGAGAAGAUUCCAGCAGGAUCCUCUUGAAAAUUUAUUUGGAUGCAUUCGAUUCAACUGUGGAUCCAAUAGCAACCCAACAGUUGCACAAUUCGUUGCUGGAUUAAAAACAGCUGUAAUAAGCAACAUGGCACAUACUAGCUCAGGUAAUUGUGAGCUGGAUAGCAACAGUGCCAUAAUUACCAAUUUUAAAAAAUUAUUGACACCAGCCACAGACAUGCACACUGAAACUGAACAAUCGGAGUCUGUUAUAGAAAAUGAAAUUGAAGAAAAUAUUAUUUCCUCCCUGGAACAAAAUUUGGAGGAAGGAAGUAGCGAACUACAAGCAUGUGCUUAUGUCUGUGGCUUCAUAAUUAAAAAAUAUAAAAAUAUUUGUAAGAACUGUAAAAAUAUUUUAGUCUCCGAAACACCAGAAGAAGUGCAUAAUUUUAUAGAGUUUAAAAAUUAUGAUUCGGUAAAAAAUUCUCUUACAUACGCCUCUAAAAAUUUAAUAGAUUGUGUAGAAAAAAGUGCAAACAUAAUUAAUAUUUUUUUAGAAAAAGAGGCGUAUAAAGAGAAUAUAAAAAAAAAAAUAACACAAUUACUAAAGGACUCUAUAAAUUAUGUCUUCCUCGAAAAUUGUAUGGAGCACAAAGAAUUAAAUAUAAAUUAUAUAAUAAAUAGUGUCUUCCAUAUUAAUAUAAAGAGAUAUUGCAUAAUAAAAAACAAAAUUUAUUCCGAAGAUGCAUGUAAAUCUGCACUAAAAAGAAAAAUGAACAUAAUUAUGCAUAAAUAAAUAUCUUAACUAAUAUUAUAUGUGUGCGUUCGCGCAGCGGAAUGUUGUUGAAUUUAAAGAUUUUAAUUAUGCAGAUAAUUAGUGUAUGA
Messenger RNA from Helicoverpa zea (corn earworm), 1178 nucleotides. RefSeq lists its product as uncharacterized. The transcript has 2 exons. The record is from RefSeq and is a predicted model, not a curated record. The coding region runs from base 19 to 1089 and encodes 356 amino acids. NCBI's taxonomy places the organism in Eukaryota, Metazoa, Arthropoda, Insecta, Lepidoptera, Noctuidae.